UAGUAAAAAAAAAAAGUAUUUAAAGCGUGAUAUUGGAAACUAUUGUGUCACUAGUGAGUUCCAACACAAGUUCCAUCUAAGCAAUCAAUAUUAAACAAUCAGAAAAAUGAUUUCAGUGCAAGUAUGGUUUGUGUUAUCAUUAUCAACGAUGGUUAUAUUGAAUCAGGCAGCAGUAUUGAAAUACAAGGACCAAUUUAACAACGAAUUUAAUAAUACAAAAAAUCCUUUAAUAAAUGAUCUUCCGUCAACAAAAACAGAUACACAAAUAACUAUGUCGACAUCUAUUCCAACCACAACCUUCUCAAAGGAUAUUUCAAAAAUUACAGAAAUCAAUCAACCGACCACGUUGGAACCAAAAUCUUCUACCAGCAUUUCACAAGCCUCUUCGGUGACUUCUCCAAAAUCAACAGAUACUCCAUUAACUACACCAACAUCAGUUCCAACCACAACAGAUUCAAAAGAUGUUUCUAAAAUUACAGAAAUCACUCAACCGACCCCAUUGGAACCAAAAUAUACUACAAUAACUUUACCUCAAUCUCCAUCUACCACAAUAGAUUCUAAAUAUACUACCGGCAUUACACAAGAUUCUUCGGUGACUACUCCAAAAUCAACAGGUAUUCCAUUAACUACACCAACAUCAGUUCCAACCACAACAGAUUCAAAAGAUGUUUCUAAAAUUACAGAAAUCACUCAACCGACCCCAUUGGAACCAAAAUAUACUACAAUAACUUUACCUCAAUCUCCAUCUACCACAAUAGAUUCUAAAUAUACUACCAGCAUUACACAAGAUUCUUCGGUGACUACUCCAAAAUCAACAGAUAUUCCAUUAACUACACCAACAUCAGUUCCAACCACAACAGAUUCAAAAGAUGUUUCUAAAGUUACAGAAAUCACUCAACCGACCCCAUUGGAACCAAAAUAUACUACAAUAACUUUACCUCAAUCUUCAUCUACCACAAUAGAUUCUAAAUAUACUACCAGCAUUACACAAGAUUCUUCGGUGACUACUCCAAAAUCAACAAAUAUUCCAUUAACUACACCAACAUCAGUUCCAACAACAACCGAUUCAAAGGAUGUUUCCAAAAUUACAGAAAUCAAUCAACCGACCACAUUGGAACCAAAAUCUUCUACCAGCAUUUCACAAGCCUCUUCGGUGACUACUCCAAAAUCAACAGAUAUUCCAUUAACUACACCAACAUCAGUUCCAACCACAACCGAUUCAAAGAAUGUUUCUAAAGUUAAAGAAAUCACUCAACCAACCACGUUGGAACCAAAAUUUACUACAACAACUUCACCUAAAUAG
This is a messenger RNA of Aphis gossypii (cotton aphid), 1303 nucleotides long. RefSeq names its product mucin-5AC-like. The coding region runs from base 107 to 1303 and encodes 398 amino acids. The record is from RefSeq and is a predicted model, not a curated record. Lineage: Eukaryota; Metazoa; Arthropoda; Insecta; Hemiptera; Aphididae. The transcript has 2 exons.